Molecule: messenger RNA, 3173 nt
Organism: Malaya genurostris
Lineage: Eukaryota; Metazoa; Arthropoda; Insecta; Diptera; Culicidae
Exons: 6
Coding region: 1125-3158 (677 amino acids)
Source: RefSeq, a predicted model, not a curated record
GGCUUAGUUUGAAGCAGUUCGUCUCACGGAGUAGACACACGAUUCGAUUCGUGGCGCGCAAUUUAGAAUCCAGAAGGAGUGUGAAACAACGAAAAACCGUGUGCGCGUACUUGUCGGAACACGUUGUUGUGCGCGCGAGGAGUGGUUGCGAAAAAAAAUCGGAAGCGCUCCCCCUCUACCUGGCAGAUCGGGGGUCACGUGGGGUUUGAGGAGCAGUGAAAAGCCGGCUCAGUUGAAGAUUUUUCGGGAGUGAAGUGUUGUUCCAUUCAUCGAUCAGCCGGCACCAGAAGUGGUCGAUCCGAACCGAGUGGUGGUCAACAGUUCCGUGUUCCACAACGGACUUUGUUUUGAUUCUCCGGGGAAUGCGUCCUGUUUGCUAGAGUGGCGUAAACGAAACGUUCGGAUAGAUUUGGCACAUCCGACUAGUGCUUGUGCAAUGUAAACUGGAAGCUGUCAGUCAGAGUGCGUGCAUCUAAUCGUAGAUCGCGAUCGUGCUCGGAAACCUUCGGGAUAUCGCCGGUGCGAAUCACGCAAUCACUCACUCACAGAAGCCGGAGGCCACCGCGGCCGGCGUGAGUUAUUAAUUAACCAAACGGAUAAGAUUAGCGAUUGUUUUGCAUCUAAAGAUUUUCAUUCAUCUUAAUUAACACUGCGCAGGCGUUGGUGGUGAAGAAGAGCUACGAUUGACUGCGAAUACAAACGAACAGAUGAACAGAGAGAACGUUUAAGAAAUAUCGGCUAAUCGAAAGGAAGCAGCAAAAAAAUGUAUCAUCUAAUGAGAUUUACUUAAUUUAUGUAUUAAGAAAGCCGAUUGUUAGAGGCAGUCAUAAAUAUUUGCGCUCGAAGGGGGGCCCGUGAAUCGAGGGGGUAUUUUGUGCCUCUGCCUUCCUAAUUAUUCGCCGUGCAGUCGGUUUCUAUUCGGUGGCUGGUGGAAACUUUAAUUUGUAAGUCAGUGAAGUAUAGUCAGUCGCGCAACCCUAGAUGUAAGAGUGAAGUGAACGGCUUAAUAUAGGUUUUUGUGAAAAAGCAAUAAAAACCUCGAAACACACACAAAACAAACGCUCCGAUAACGAGCCACCCGAGAAACGAUACAUCGGAAAAAAGGCAGAUAAAAUCCCAUCAUCAUGACAUCCAUCGGUAGGAUCACUAAACGACCUGCCGUACCACCUGUGCUGCUGAUGCUCAUGGCGAUGAUAGCGAUCAAACAAUCUUCGGCAUGCUACUUUCCUAUCGAGUACCAAGGCGAGUACAUCACCCAGAACACGGUGACGGACGGUUCGGUGCGGUACAGCCGGAUCAACAUCACCGAGAGUGCGAUACCGAUCUGGGGCAUGUGCCAUCGAAGACACGACAACAACGUGGUGCUGGUGACGGGAACCGAGGAAGCACUUUGCUUUCGCUGUUUCCACCUGAAGCUGGUCUCGAAAAAUGUCCUGCGGGUGCUGACGGCGGACAGUGACUACAUCUCCAAGUGUCACACGAACGAGGAUAAGGCGUUGGCCUCCUGUCUGCGGGAAGACAAGCUGCAGGACGAGGAGAAAAAUACGGAGAUCAUUCUCUACAAAUUCCGCGAAUGGAACGGUGACGAAGUUCGCCAGGAGUACUGUCCGAUCCACGGUCGGUACAAAUUAUCCUACAACAUUGACAACGGAACCGAAGAUCAGGUGGAGUGUGAAUCCCAGGAAUCCGAAGUCGACAACUGUCCGUCCGGGUCGGCACUGAAUCUACGCUUUCGGAACUGUGCUUUCCGCGAUCAGGAAGUGACGUUCGAAUGUCUUGGCCAUUGGCGGGGACUACGCAAUCAGAACUUCGUAGCACUGGUCAAUGCCAACGGUGAUGCCCGUCUGGGACCGAAGUAUCGGUGUGCUACGUGGAUCGAAAAUCCGAAGAGUGGCGAAAUUGAGAUCUCCUUCAGUAAGGACUCCACCUGUCGAUCGAUCAACAAAUACCACCGCAAUCUGAACUCGUACGGGAACAACAUCAACAACGACUACCACAGUGAGGUUGUUUCGCUGAAACCGAUUCCGCAGGAGUUCGGUCAAAUCAGUCAGUAUUGCAGCUUCCCCAACUGGUUGAUUGGAAAAUGGGAACACGUGAUCGUGAGUCAAAACCAGCUGAUCUACAAGGACCACACGUCGUUCAAAACUUACACCAUGAAGUGCGUGAAGAACCACACCAAUCAUGAUGCGGACAAGUACAUCGUCUACAGUCAAACGCAAUGUGGCGAAGAAAAGUACCAAUGUCUGAAGAUACAGCGACGAGACGAAAACGUUUUCGAAUUUCAGAUCAGUUCCCGUUCGGAACCGAACUACACGAGCACAAUCUGCAACGAGUUUUACUUCAACGACGAUCGGUGGCUUACCCAGGGACGGUUGGAUAGCAACAGCAUCGUGUCGCCGUGUCCGAUCGUGGGCGAAUUCUCCGGUGUGAUACCGGACGACGAAGGGCUCUGUGCGAAAUUGUCAUCGGAAUGCGGUUCCCCCGAUAUCAUGUACUAUCAGAUCUCGGCUUGUGAAUUCGAUGAAAUUUACGAAGAACGGGAAUAUCGAUGUCUGGGCCAGUGGACGCACCGAAACAUCGUCUACACGUACACACAGCGACGGGACGUCGGUACCUACGAGUGUUUCGUAGGAACGAUGCUUUCCGAUCGGCAAAUUUUCAUCAAGGAAGCUGGUGAGCAUUGCCAACGGGACGUAAAUCCGCAUCGCUUCGGAAUGGAGCUUAACAAGGUGGCACACUGUAGCGUGCCGGAAACCUUCAAACCGUCCAGCCGGCCAACCCACAAGUACUCCGAGGUCGCAACAAUACGAUCGUCCACGUCCGGUUACAGUAGUAGUAACAAUAACGGCAAUAGCAAAAAUAAUAACAACAAUCACAACCAGCAAAGUUCCUCGCCGUCCGUGGUGGCCAACUCGACACCGUCGUCGCCAGUGGUCACCACCGGACGAAGUAACACCCAGUAUACGGUCACGAAUCAACAGCAACCGAAGCAGCAACAUCCGCCGUCGGCACCGUCGUCACCGACGGCGAGACCCGGCGUGUCCGGCUCAGGAGCCGUCAGCACGCUCCUUCCUGUACAGUCACAGCAGUCCUCGUAUUUAUUAUUGUUAGCAACUCUUAUCUGUGUUAUCUUAGGUUUUAAUAAAUUUAGGUGUUAAACAAUUUUAUACAAA